This is a messenger RNA of Leucoraja erinaceus (little skate), 1774 nucleotides long. RefSeq names its product voltage-dependent calcium channel gamma-3 subunit-like. Lineage: Eukaryota; Metazoa; Chordata; Chondrichthyes; Rajiformes; Rajidae. Gene Ontology annotation, cellular component: AMPA glutamate receptor complex; postsynaptic density membrane. The record is from RefSeq and is a predicted model, not a curated record. Bases 99 to 1052 code for a protein of 317 amino acids. Gene Ontology annotation, molecular function: channel regulator activity; voltage-gated calcium channel activity. The transcript is spliced from 4 exons. Gene Ontology annotation, biological process: postsynaptic neurotransmitter receptor diffusion trapping; neurotransmitter receptor transport, postsynaptic endosome to lysosome; positive regulation of synaptic transmission, glutamatergic.
UCCCUCCCCACAGCCGCCGAGGCACCCAGCUGCUCAGUGCUCUGGCGGGUAACGGAACAGAGCAGAGCAGGGCCGGCGGCUGGCUCCCGGGGCCGGGCAUGGGGGGCGGCGUCGAGCGCGGCAUGCAGAUGCUGCUGACCACGGUAGGGGCGUUCGGUGCCUUCAGUUUGAUGACCAUCGCCGUGGGCACCGACUACUGGCUGUACUCGCGGGGCGUGUGCCGGAGUAAGGGCGGCGGGGACAACGACACGGUUCACAAGAACGAGGAGGUGAUGACCCACUCGGGGCUAUGGAGAACCUGCUGUCUGGAAGGUACCUUCAGAGGAGUCUGCAAAAUAAUUGAUCAUUUCCCUGAGGAUGCAGACUAUCAACAAGACACAGCGGAAUAUUUAUUGCGAAUCGUCCGAGCUUCCAGCCUCUUCCCGAUACUCAGUGUGGGACUACUCUUCCUGGGAGGAAUCUGUGUAGCAGCUGGUGAAUUCUACAAAAGCAAACACAGCAUUGUCCUCAGCUCUGGGAUUCUUUUUGUUGCUGCAGGUUUAAGCAACAUAAUAGGAAUCAUUGUGUACAUAUCGGCUAACGCAGAUCCCGGACAGAGUGAUUCCAAAAAAAACAAUUAUUCCUACGGAUGGUCGUUCUAUUUUGGGGCGCUGUCAUUCAUCAUUGCUGAGACAGUGGGCGUGUUAGCAGUGCACAUGUACAUCGAGAAGAAUAGACAGGUGAGGGUGAAGUCUCGGAGCCAAGUGGUGAAGAAGUCCGCACUUGCCCGCAUUCCCAGCUACAGGUAUCGGUUUCGGCGGAGAUCAAGCUCCCGAUCCACAGAACCUCGAUCGAGGGACCCUUCUCCAAUCGGGGGCAAAGGCUACAGCUCGCCCCCCUCAACUGAGAUAUCAAUGUACACGAUGUCCAGAGACUCUUCGAAAGCAAUUGUGGCAACAAACUUGACUUCCGAAAGGAAUGCUAAAUUCCUGCAGGUUCGCAACUGUAUUUCCAAGGACUGGAAGGGGAGUGCUCAGUCCAACGCUGCCAAUAGGCGCACUACCCCCGUCUGACUGUGCAGCCCCGGACCAUUCCCUGCCAACCUAGAGUCAUGAAAAUGUUUCUAUUGAAAACGCCCUGGAAAAGGUUCCAACAAACUCCUAACGGAUAGCACCACCCUUCUCAACUUCUGCAUGUCCCUUUAUGAACUCACCGGUUUACUGACAGACCUCCCUUACAGAGCAGCGUCUAGUUUUUAUCAAACGAUUGAUAUGUUCCUAUCACUUUAAUGCUUAAUUAUCAUUAAAAUUUUGGAAAAUAUGAGCACAGUUGCAAAUCGAAUAGUUUAGGAGCACUGAAUUAGAUUAUGAACCUCGAUGAUUUAUGUAAAACAAUCAAGAGGAAUAAAAACAUAGGUCAUUCAACUUUUGGCAUCACUCAUUAUUUGUCAGGCAGUUUUGAUACUGUUAACCUGCCAUUAGAUAUCCACCCAUUAUUAUACAUCUGCCCAUUGUUAGAUAUCAUUGCGCAUUGUUAGAUAUUGUUGCCCAUUGUUGGAUAUCUGCUGAUUAUUAGAAUGUUGCCUAUUGCUAAAUAUUAGUGCCCAUCAUUAGAUAUCUGUCCAUUGUUAGAUACCUGUGUCCAUUGUUAGAAACUAGUGUCUAUUGUUACAAAUCCAACCUUUAUUAGAUAUCUAUUCAUUGUUAGACGUCAGUGCCCAUCGUUAGAUGUCAAUGCCCAUUGUUAAAUAUCUGCCAAUUGUUAGAUAUCUGCCAUUUGUUAUAUAACUAUACAU